AUGCCACAAUUAGUACCUUUUUUUUUUGUAAAUCAAGCUUUAUUCGUUUUUAUUUUAUUAAGUUUUAUAACUUACACUUUUAGUAAAUAUAUUUUACCUAGAUUAGUUCAUUUAUUUUUAACACGUUUAUUUAUAAAUAAAUUAUAA
Histoplasma capsulatum G186AR is the source of this 147-nucleotide messenger RNA. NCBI's taxonomy places the organism in Eukaryota, Fungi, Ascomycota, Eurotiomycetes, Onygenales, Ajellomycetaceae. The record is from the annotation of a RefSeq genome assembly.